UUCUCCUGCUGAGCUCUGUUGGGUUGCAACUGGGAUCCUCUUGAGCUCAAUCAGGGUUCAGAAUGUCUAGAGGAAAGAGUCGCUUCCAAUGAUUUGCACGCCGCCGGGAGUCCAUGCCCCUAGGACUCCCUGCCUGAAGCCUCUUGGUAGCUGGGCCUUGGCUUUGGGCCAUGGAAGGCUUUUUGUUGAUGGUUGAGGUCUGGACCUCAGAAAAGGACAUUGGAUAUGUUCCGAUUGUGCCAAUGAGGACCUAAGGCGCCUGCCUGCCAACCAUCCCAGCCUGCAGUGACCAUGGCCCUCCGCAAGAGGAGUCCUCAUGGCCUGGGCUUCCUUUGCUGCUUUGGAGGCAGUGACCUUCCUGAGAUCGACCUCCGGGACAGCCACCCACUGCAGUAUCUGGAGUUCUCCGGUCCCAUCCCGAAUCCUGAGGAGCUCAAUGUCCGCUUUGCAGAGCUGGUGGAUGAAUUGGACCUCACAGAUAAAAACCGAGAGGCUGUGUUUGCACUACCACCCGAGAAGAAAUGGCAGAUCUACUGCAGCAAGAGGAAGGAGCAGGAGGAUCCCAACAAGCUGGCAACCAGUUGGCCUGAGUACUACAUUGAUCGUAUCAAUGCCAUGGCCACGAUGCAGAACCUGUAUGAAACUGAAGAUGAGGAGACAGACAAGAGGAACCAAGUUGUAGAAGACCUGAAGACAGCCCUCCGGACACAACCCAUGAGGUUUGUGACCCGCUUCAUCGAACUGGAAGGCCUGACCUGUCUGCUGAAUUUCCUCCGGGGCAUGGACCACACCACCUGUGAAAGCCGCAUCCACACAUCUCUCAUUGGCUGCAUCAAGGCUCUGAUGAACAACUCUCAGGGCCGGGCACAUGUCCUGGCACAACCUGAGGCCAUCAGCAUUAUCGCUCAGAGCCUGCGCACAGAGAACAGCAAGACUAAAGUUGCGGUGCUGGAGAUCCUGGGUGCAGUGUGCCUUGUACCUGGAGGCCACAAGAAGGUUCUACAGGCCAUGCUACACUAUCAGGUGUAUGCAGCCGAGCGCACUCGUUUCCAGACUUUGCUGAAUGAACUGGAUCGAAGUUUAGGCCGCUACCGGGAUGAGGUAAACCUGAAGACAGCCAUCAUGUCCUUCAUCAAUGCUGUCCUCAAUGCUGGCGCUGGGGAGGAUAACCUGGAAUUCCGCCUGCAUCUCCGGUAUGAGUUCCUGAUGCUGGGGAUUCAGCCAGUGAUUGAUAAACUCCGGCAACACGAGAAUGCCAUUCUGGACAAGCAUUUAGACUUCUUUGAGAUGGUCCGGAAUGAGGAUGACCUGGAGCUAGCCAGGAGGUUUGACAUGGUCCACAUUGACACAAAAAGUGCCUCCCAGAUGUUUGAGCUGAUCCACAAGAAGCUGAAGCACACGGAAGCCUAUCCCUGCCUGCUCUCUGUCCUGCACCACUGCCUGCAGAUGCCCUACAAGCGGAAUGGUGGCUACUUCCAGCAGUGGCAGCUCCUGGACCGCAUCCUUCAACAGAUUGUCCUCCAGGAUGAGCGAGGGAUGGACCCUGACCUGGCCCCACUGGAAAACUUUAAUGUCAAGAACAUCGUUAACAUGCUCAUCAAUGAGAAUGAGGUGAAGCAGUGGAGGGACCAGGCAGAGAAGUUUCGGAAAGAACACAUGGAACUCGUGAGCCGGCUGGAGAGAAAAGAGCGGGAAUGUGAGACGAAGACACUGGAGAAGGAGGAGAUGAUGCGGACGCUCAACAAGAUGAAGGACAAACUGGCCCGCGAGUCUCAGGAGCUGCGCCAAGCUAGGGGACAAGUGGCAGAGCUGGUAGCCCGACAUAAUGAGAGCUCAACCGGCCCGGUGUCCUCCCCACCUCCCCCAGGAGGUCCACUCACCUUGUCUUCCUCCAGGACAACCAAUGAUCUGCCUCCACCCCCACCACCUCUCCCCUUUGAUAGCUGCCCACCCCCACCCGCACCACCCCUCCCUCCCGGAGGGCCUCCCAUCCCCCCAGGUGCCCCACCCUGCUUCAGCUCAGGCCCACCCCCAUCUCAUGACCCCUUCUCCAGCAAUGAAGCCCCACUCAGGAAAAAGCGCAUUCCCCAGCCUUCGCACCCACUGAAGUCCUUCAAUUGGGUCAAGCUGAAUGAGGAGCGUGUUUCUGGCACCGUGUGGAAUGAAAUUGAUGACUCGCAGGUAUUUCGGAUUCUGGACCUGGAAGACUUUGAAAAAAUGUUCUCGGCAUAUCAGAGGCACCAGGCUUGCAUGCAGGAGGGGCCCCACAGAGAGAGAGGAAAUGUGAGAGACGGAGGGGCGGCGAGCAGACCUCUGCCAGCUGUGGAGGCGAGUGCCCACAGAAGUGAGAAGGCUUCUAGGUCUAUGGUAUCAGCUACAGGUGCCAAGAAAGAACUGGGCUCCACAGAGGACAUCUACAUAACCUCCCGCAAGGUUAAAGAGCUGUCAGUCAUCGAUGGCCGGAGGGCCCAGAACUGUAUCAUUCUUCUCUCCAAGUUGAAGCUUUCUAAUGAUGAAAUACGGCAGGCCAUCUUGCGGAUGGAUGAACAAGAAGACCUCGCUAAGGACAUGCUGGAGCAGCUUCUCAAGUUCAUUCCCGAGAAGAGCGACAUUGAUCUCCUAGAAGAGCACAAACAUGAGAUUGAGAGGAUGGCGCGUGCAGAUCGCUUCCUCUAUGAAAUGAGCAGGAUCGACCAUUACCAGCAACGGCUACAGGCCCUGUUCUUCAAGAAGAAGUUCCAGGAACGACUGGCUGAGGCCAAGCCCAAAGUAGAAGCCAUCCUGCUGGCCUCCAAGGAACUGACUCUCAGCAAGCGCCUGAAGCAAAUGCUAGAGGUGGUCCUAGCCAUCGGCAACUUCAUGAACAAGGGGCAGCGUGGCGGUGCCUACGGCUUCCGGGUAGCCAGUCUCAACAAGAUCGCUGACACCAAGUCCAGCAUUGAUAGGAACAUCUCUCUGCUUCAUUACCUGAUCAUGAUCCUGGAGAAGCACUUCCCAGAUAUCCUGAACAUGCCCUCAGAGCUGAAGCACCUAUCAGAAGCUGCCAAAGUCAACCUGGCAGAGCUGGAGAAGGAGGUGAGCAUUCUCAGGAGAGGCCUCCGAGCAGUGGAAGUGGAGUUGGAAUAUCAGAGACACCAGGCACGAGACCCCAAUGACAAGUUCGUCCCUGUCAUGAGUGACUUCAUCACAGUGUCUAGCUUCAGCUUCUCAGAGCUGGAGGACCAGCUGAAUGAGGCCAGGGAUAAGUUUGCCAAGGCACUGACACACUUCGGAGAGCAGGAGAGUAAGAUGCAGCCGGAUGAAUUCUUUGGCAUCUUCGACACCUUCUUGCAGGCCUUCUUGGAGGCCCGGCAGGACCUGGAGGCCAUGCGGAGGAGGAAGGAGGAAGAUGAGCGGAGAGCACGCAUGGAAUUCAUGUUGAAGGAACAGCGUGAGAAAGAGAGAUGGCAGAGGCAGAAGAAGGUCUUGGCUGGCGGCACCCUAGAGGAGAGCGGCGAGUUUGAUGACCUAGUGUCAGCCCUGCGCUCUGGAGAAGUUUUCGAUAAGGACUUAAGCAAGUUCAAGCGCAACCGGAAGCGGCCUGGGAGCCAGGUUCCGGAGGUCACCCGCGAGCGGGCGAUAAACAGGCUAAAUUAUUGACUUGGAGACUGGGGACUGACCACAGAGCAACAAGCCUGGAGACGAGGAUUAGAAGAAAGGAGUUGAAUAGUAAAAGCAAUGACUUAAGUGAUUUUGGAAAACUGGGUUUGAGAGCCCUGGGCUGGGUCCUGGGUGUCGUGUGCGGCUAGACCGGGUGUCUCCCACACUGAGAGGGGGUCUUCGCUUGUCUCCUGUAUAUUACCCACUUUUAUCCUUGUUCUGUCCGUCUCCGUCUGUGCCCCUCCCCCUCCUGGCCAUCCUUCUCCAAGACUAGCUUGGGCAUCCCUGACAGGCCCUCCCAGGCUGGGUGACACUGUUCUCCACACCUCAUGUUGGCACAGAGCUGUUUAAGACCCAGGAGACAUUCUUGUCCCAACAUUUUGUACAGUAAGUAUGUGGUGGUGGAGUGGAACCUGAGAGCCAGCAAGCAGUAGGCUCCUAUCUGAAAAGACAGCUCAACGGGCUCAACGGAACAUGGAUCUGGGAUGGGAACCAGGGGCUUAUUUGUUCUAGCUAGAUAAGCUCCAGUCUGUUCCAGAAAAACAGGACCAGGGCCAGCAAGUGAAUUAGUUAUCUGUCUGUGCCUUUUCCUACACCAAGUCCUAGGGCCUCACUUCUUCCCUGGCUACCUCCAUCCCAUUUACUGAUUUCUGGUCUCCACAUUCCUCUCCAAUUUCCAGAACUCUGGCUCACCAUCAGCUUUUAGUGUGGCUCUGGUAAGGAGGGGUGUCCAAGAAAGACUCUGUCGUCACCUCACCAGACUCAGGCAUAGGCCCCAAGGCAAACCCCAAGGUAACCUGACCACUGUCUUGGAGAGAGACCUCAGAUCGCCACCAGAAUGCUUCACUCCCCUGAAAGUGCUCCAUCUACCAUCGCCCUCAGCUGACCCUUGCUGUGCUACAGUGGCCCCAGUCUCCACCUGCAGGUCACAGGGAGCUACAUACACUAGGUUGUAGCUGGCCUUGGGGAAUUGUUCCUGAGGGCUAGAACUACCCUCCCUAUUUAACUGUCACUCCGAGGGAGACAGUUAGACAGGGGGGCUGAGAAGAGCUCAUUCCAGGGUGUGCCUCUACAUUUGUGCUGUUCCCUUCCUCAGUCUCGCUGCAUGGGGUCAUUCUGGCCCCCUGUUCACACUCAUCUUCUGUCCUGUCCACCCAUCUUCAGUUGUGUUGAUGGUAUUGGUUGGGUGGCACUGCUACAUCUAGUCACAUUUCUAAAUGGAGCACGGUAGGGUCAACUCCAUGCAGGUUUAUUGUUAAAUGCACCCCU
Mus caroli (Ryukyu mouse) is the source of this 4908-nucleotide messenger RNA. It is a transcript of the gene Daam2, whose product is annotated as dishevelled associated activator of morphogenesis 2. Gene Ontology annotation, biological process: positive regulation of canonical Wnt signaling pathway; negative regulation of oligodendrocyte differentiation; regulation of non-canonical Wnt signaling pathway. Gene Ontology annotation, molecular function: small GTPase binding; actin binding. Lineage: Eukaryota; Metazoa; Chordata; Mammalia; Rodentia; Muridae. The record is from RefSeq and is a predicted model, not a curated record.